UCUAUCCGAUCUUUUCUCCGACAUUUGGAAGGAAAGAGAAGCAAUCAGGCAUCCAUGUUAUCUUCAUUAGAGUCAACGGCGGCGCGUGAUGGACACACGCCGCUUCUACGCACGCGCCACGGCAGAGGAUCUCCGGCGCGGCCGACCGCUCUCGCCGUUCUACUCGGUCGAAUUACCGGCCAUCGCGCGCCGGAGAUGCUGGUGAGGGAGACGGCGGCGCGUGCGUUGGAGGAGCGACGCGCGGAUUGGGGAUACUCGAGGCCUGUGGUCGCUGUGGAUAUCAUGUGGAAUGCGGCUCUGGUGAUGGCAUCGGUGGUGGUGCUCGUCUUCACGGACGAUGAGAGGCCUAACACUCCGAUUAGGGUUUGGAUCUGUGGCUACGCGUUGCAGUGCUUGGUCCACGUGGUGUUGGUGUGGUCGGAGUACCGCAGAAGGAACACGAGGCGGAGAAGUGGGGAUCUGGAGGCAGGACAAGGUGCCGAUCAGUUGGAGAGUGUCAUCUACAGUGAGGAUGAAGAAGGUGGUGGUUCCAGCGAUUAUGGAGGCUCAUCUCAGUACAGUUUCUCAAAAAGAUUGGAGUGGAUAAACACGGUUUUGUCAUUGGUGUGGUGGAUAAUUGGAUUCUAUUGGGUUGUGGCCGGUGGAGAUAUGCUUCUGAAGGAGGCUCCUGGCUUGUACUGGUUGGUCGUGGUUUUUCUAGCGAUCGAUGUGUUGUUCGUUGUGCUCUGCGCUGUUUUGGCUUGCCUUAUCGGAAUAGCUCUCUGUUGCUGCCUUCCCUGCAUAAUCGUCAUUCUCUAUUCCGUUGCAGGAACGGAAGGGGUGUCGGAUGCAGAUCUCAGUGUCCUCCCUGUGUAUAGAUUUCAGGCUUUGAACGAUAACGAGAGAUACAUCGCGGGAGCCGGGAAAAUGGUUCCUACUGAGACCAAUGUAUUGUACUUAGCUACUGAACGGACUCUCCUUCCGGAGGAUGCGAAUUGUUGCAUAUGUCUGAGCUCAUACGAAGAAGGGUCAGAGCUGCAUGGGCUUCCGUGCAACCACCAUUUCCAUUCAACGUGCAUAGCGAAAUGGCUGAAGAUGAGACCAACCUGUCCUCUCUGCAAAUACAACAUCCUCAAAGGUACCACUGAUGAAACCUGAACUCAAUCAACACGAAUUCAACAUUCAAAUUCAUCCCUCGGUUUGUUCUUGUUCAUACUCUGAGUGACUAGUAGUAUCAUAUGAUGAUAUCGUACAUGUUCUUUGUGAGACAUCCAUGUUCCUGAAUAGUAGACCGUAAAGCAUAGAAGGUCUUUUAUUGAA
Messenger RNA from Tarenaya hassleriana, 1299 nucleotides. Its product is annotated as E3 ubiquitin protein ligase RIE1. NCBI's taxonomy places the organism in Eukaryota, Viridiplantae, Streptophyta, Magnoliopsida, Brassicales, Cleomaceae. The transcript has 5 exons. The coding region runs from base 55 to 1137 and encodes 360 amino acids. The record is from RefSeq and is a predicted model, not a curated record.